UACUUCUUCAUCACUGCCCCCCUUUUUUAAAGAAAAAAACUUCUUUUUCAAAAAAGGCAUCUCCCCAAUAUCAUUCUAUUCCAAUCUCUUUGAGAAAUCUUUGUUUCUAACCAGUUCAUCUUUGUGAGAGAAAGAAAGAAUAAUUAAAAAGACAAGACACAAAAAAGAAUAAGAUUGUGAAAAAGAUGACGACAGCCAUUCCUUUCCCAUUGCGAGAGCCACAUCAAGUAGAUGCAGGCUCCCAGCCAUUCCAUCCAAACCUCAGUGUAAAGCUUAUAUGUCCUGAUUGCCGUGUUGAUCCUCCUCAAAUUGUUGAAGAGUUCGCAUCUGGGGAUCUUGUCUGUGGUGAAUGCGGACUUGUGCUUGGCGAUCGUAUUAUUGAUACUCGCUCAGAAUGGCGAACAUUUGCCAACGAUGAGGGAGAUGACCCGUCUCGAGUAGGUGCAGCUGCCAAUCCUUUGUUGGACGGCAACCAGUUGGACACAAUUAUCUCACGGAUAGACGGUGGGACUGGAGCGGCUAGGGAUCUCAACAGAGUUCAUGGGCGAGCUACAGCAGUCAGGGGAGAGCGUAACCUUGUUCAGAUUUACAAGGAGAUCAGUGCAAUGUGCGACUCGAUUUCUUUGUCAAAAUUGGUGAGCGAUACCGCAAAACAGCUCUACAAGCGAGUAGAGGACGAGAAGUUGUUGAGAGGAAAGUCCAGCGACGCUAUUGUAGCAGCAUGUAUCUUUAUUGCCUGUCGUCAAGAGAAUGUUGGACGUACAUACCGCGAGAUCUGUGCAUUGACCCGUGUGACUAAGAAGGAAAUUGGAAGAUGCUACAAGGCCUUGCAGUCUAAGCUACAGACAAACACAACCAUCAUGAACUCAGAGGAUUUGAUGUCGAGAUUCUGCUCUAACCUCCAAUUACCCAACUACGUCCAGAAAUCUGGUGUCGACCUUGUUAAGAGAGCCAAGGAGCUUGGUACUCUGGCCGGAAAAUCACCUAUUUCGGUUGCUGCUGCAUGUAUUUAUCUGGUGUCUUACCUAUUUCGGCAACCUAAAACUGCACGUGAUAUCGCUCAUGUUGCGGGUGUAUCGGAGGUGACUAUCAAGACUGCUUACAAGUCGCUAUAUGCUGAAAAAGAGCGCUUGAUAAACUUGGAGACUCUGUACAGUUCACAAAUAACCGAUAUCACAUUUGAAAGCCUCGUCUUACCUUGAUCAUACCAUUCUUCCCUGCCCCCCUUAAUACUCAUAACCGAAGAAUUCAUUUGAUUAGACUUAUUUGACUUGAUUUGGAUUCUCCUUAUAUAUUAUGAAUGCAAACGCUAGCUUUGUUAUAAUCUACGCAAUUAAACGUGGAAUUUGAACUUUUUUAAACAAACUUUGGUGUGUAUAGACAACUUUGUAAUACAUGUGUACACACAUUACACUGAAGCCAAAGUAUUCUUUUUUUUUAUAGAAAUAAAUUCCCCUUAACAUUUU
Messenger RNA from Phycomyces blakesleeanus NRRL 1555(-), 1466 nucleotides. RefSeq lists its product as hypothetical. NCBI's taxonomy places the organism in Eukaryota, Fungi, Mucoromycota, Mucoromycetes, Mucorales, Phycomycetaceae. The record is from RefSeq and is a predicted model, not a curated record. Gene Ontology annotation, molecular function: TBP-class protein binding; RNA polymerase II general transcription initiation factor activity. The transcript has 2 exons. The coding region runs from base 186 to 1202 and encodes 338 amino acids. Gene Ontology annotation, biological process: transcription initiation at RNA polymerase II promoter; transcription preinitiation complex assembly. Gene Ontology annotation, cellular component: transcription preinitiation complex; nucleus.